Messenger RNA from Motacilla alba alba, 7180 nucleotides. RefSeq names its product glucose-fructose oxidoreductase domain containing 2 (gene GFOD2). The record is from RefSeq and is a predicted model, not a curated record. Gene Ontology annotation, molecular function: nucleotide binding. The transcript is spliced from 4 exons. Gene Ontology annotation, cellular component: extracellular matrix. The coding region runs from base 4657 to 5814 and encodes 385 amino acids. Gene Ontology annotation, biological process: extracellular matrix organization. NCBI's taxonomy places the organism in Eukaryota, Metazoa, Chordata, Aves, Passeriformes, Motacillidae.
GAGAGGCGGUGCGGCGCGGGGUUGUCGCGCAUGCGCGGCCCGGGCAGGGCCGCCGCCCCGGGAGCGCGCGGCCGCCUCGGGAGCGCGCCCGGCCCGAGGAUGCGCCCGGCGGGACGAGCCCGGCAGCCCGGCCGGGCACAGGGUGUUCCCGCUGCUGCUGUCUCUUCACGGUCCUCGCUGCCACCUUCGGCCUCGGGCGGCACCUGCGGGAAGUGCCGUGCCUGGCACGGGGCCUUUGCCGCUGUACGUGCGGAGCAGGAAGGACGGAGCGCUCUGCUGGGCUUGUCUCCAGGUGUGGUGGGAGUUCCUUCAGGCUGUGGACUCGUGGGUUAUCGCACGACCCGCUGGCACUGAGUCGAAAGCACGGUUAGUAAAGAAAGCACGUCGUUUUUGACAUCAACACGUGAACCGUUCCAUACACAGCCUCAAGCAUACUCGUGCCGGAGGGCAGAAGUGCUUGCUGGUGUGCUCCUCCACCAUGUGCCUCAUCUUUCUUGGAAUCCCAAAGGAACUUUUUAGGAUAAGUUGGAGACAUGUGAAAAGCUUUCUCUUUACGCAGAGCCAGUGCUACCCUGGCCAGCACCUUUCUCAACAUGGGCUGUUGUUUUCACUACCUUUGGCUAGCUGUAAUGGCCCACAACAGUUUCUGGGCCCUGUGAUCCUUGACUAUACUAUCUAGUUUUUGAGACUUCUGCCUUUGGAGCUCCCAGACUGCUUCAGCAUGGAAUAGAAUGGGAUCCUGUAGGAACCAUCAGGUUUUUCAUUGCACUGGGCCACAAACUUCUUGUUGCUAUGUGUACCAAAAGAGUCAAAAAGCUCCUUUCUAUGACCAGGAUGGGACUUCAAACUCACUGUGAAAUUCAGCAAAAAUGAAGGUGUUUUGUGGCCACCAAAAAAGGAAUGGCAGAGCUCUUAAGAGCUUCUAUUGGAAAAUUUAAGUCAGAAUGAUGCUGCAGGAUUGAUUAUUUCAUCUCUGUUAAAAAGAGAUUGAUUUUUAUCUUCUGACAUGCAAGAUACCUGUUGCAGUCUGGUUUCAGUUGCCCAUUAAAGCUCUGUAUUUUGUGUUUUCUAGGGGAGGGUUUUCCUUGGAGUGUUCAUUCCAAUAUUUGACUGCUGGAGAGGUUGAUGCACUAGGAUUUUAAUUUUUGUAACUAAUUUGCUAAGGCUUGUUUGAAGGUUUGAGGCUUGGUGGGUUCUAAAGUAAACAUGUAGAACUUGUACCUAAUUCUAAGCUGGUGUUGGUACCAGUUUCAGGCAUUUCUUUCUCAGAGCUGUUCCCAUGCUCUGCCAAAACCAGUUUUCUCUAGUUUUCAGUUCAGUGCUAGAUGUGACUUCUGUGCAUUCAGUGAGCCUCAGUGGACAGACAAGAGUCUCUCUUUUCACUCCCUGUAAAUGACAUUUACUGUCACUGUCUCCUGGAAAGGGCACUUCACAACUUAAAAAAGUCUGAUGCAAGGAACCACCUUCUUCAGAUUAUUUUGAUCCUGCAUUCCCUGAGCUCCAUUCAAUGUGCUCUUAUGUGGUGAAGGACAGUGAACAUUUCAGUUUUCUCCAUCCUGAGCCACUCUUGACUUUAUUACUUGUGAUGUUUCUUCCAAACUGCGGAAUCUUUCCUUGCUUAGGUCUUCCUUUUCAGUAGAUUUUGGUGCUUUUGAUCACCUCUGCAGCACUUCCAGUUCUGCUCUCCCCUGCUUAGAGGAAAAGUACCAGAUGUGCACGCAGAGCUCCAGAUGAUGGUGCUCUGGGGACUUCUGUGGCAGCACGGUGCUGUUCUGCUGAGAUCCCUGUUCCUUCUUCCCAAGCUGUUAAUUACAGCUGCCUCUCUUCAGCAGCGGCCUUUUCCUGACAUGGAGGGUUUAGGCUGUUUCCUCAGGGUGGCCUGGGCUGGAAUCCCUCUCCUGCCAGCCCUGGAGUGUGUCAGCAGUGUGUGUGUGUGUGUGUGUGUGUGUGAAGGCUGCAGUACCCCCGUGUACCCCUUUCUAAAAGCCCCCUCAGCUCAGUUCUGCUGUGCUCCACGUGCUCUGUCAUUUGUCCUGUGUAAGGAUUGGCUUUUUGCUGCCCUUCAGUGCCCACAUCCACCCUGCUGUGCCUGCCCUGCCAAACCAGCACUUCCCAGCUGCUGAAAGUCUGCUGGGGGAGAGGAGACUGCAGGUGGCUCUCAGGGGAGGGAAGAGAAGCUUGUCCUCUGCUCAGGGUCACUCUGCGGAGCCUGGUGGCUGCAAUGUUUGGGGUCUCCAGCCCUGUGGGCCCUUUGACCAUGCAAGCUGUGUCUCCAUACGCAGAGAGGUCGCACUGGAAGUCUUUGCUGAGGCUGGGCUGGCCACUUCUUGCUUUGUGGUGGUGCUGGUGACCUGAAGUUCUUGUAGCACCAGGAACUAGUGCACGGUAGCUAAUCACUAGAUUCUGUAGGUUUGUGCCAGUAGCUCCUAGUGUCACCAAUGUAGAAACAUGCUAUCUUUUGGGAUAAGUGAGUUUAAGAUAAAUUCCACCUGACUGAGAUUUUUUUAAGAGGCAGCUAGAUGGAAAACAGGGAAGAGUAGCACUUAAACUGAGUGAUUGUUACAGAAAUCAGCUUAUCUGAGUAGCAGGAGCCUCCUGUUGCACAUCCUGUGGUGUUCUCCUAGAGCAUUUUCAAUGAAUUCAGCCUUUUCUGAGCCGUGGUGGUGUUGUGUCAGUCAGACACAUCCGUGUGAUCUGUGCAAGCAGGCACACACUCACCUGGUCUCUGUUCCACCUCACUUUGUGUCCUUUCAAACAAAGAUGUUCUUUCUGCUGUAAGAAUUUUUAACUCUUCCACACCAUCAACUGCUAAUCACAUUUGUGAGGACUUCAGUAGUUAUGCCUGCUCUCCAUCCAGUUGCAAGGUUUGGGGUUUUUUUUGGUUUUUUGUUUUGUUUUGUUUGGGUGAUUUAUAUAAAGUAAGCCUGGAUAGAAGCCAUCCUCCUUGCCAGUAUCCCAGAGUCCCACCCUUUUAUGUAGACAAGUAAAUAUUUUCAAGAUCCUUUUGAUGUUUGUCACUGCCUUGAGUGUUCUGCUAAAUGUUGGAUAAAAAGGAGUUUAUGCCAAUGAACUUUGUUCAUCUGUAUAAAGAAAGACAGUGACAGUAUCACUGCAAAUGCUGCAUCACACAGAAUGAGGAAAAACAUACUGAAUUAAUUAAGUAAAUAUUUCAUAAGUUGUUUUAUAGCAUCUGUAAACAUUUGUGCAUUUUGCAAGAUAAAUAUUCUCAAGCAUUUCUGUUUUCUAGUUUAGUGUCUGUACUACAGAAAUACCUAGGAAUUCAGUCAGGGUUCAGUUUAAUUACACAAGCUGGGCAGUGCAGGCACCCCUAGACUAAUGAGAUGCUGACUGCAAACAAAGCACCUGCACUGGGAGUGGUUCCACUUCUGUGCUGGUGCUGCCCAGCGCUGUGUCAGGGUUUGCUUCAUGUGUUGUAACUUAAUGUGAGUAUCUUGGGAUGGGGAGAUGGGUGACAAUGUUCCUGAAACAGGCCACGAUUCUUGCUGCUUAUAGGUGUCUUUUCCAGAGGUGUUAUCUGCUGCUGGUACCAGUUCUCUUUUUAAAUAUGGUCUUUUUGCUUUUUCAUUGUAAGCUUCUAAUGAAAACUGAAUUUGUCAUGUUUUUCUCUCAAAAAAAAAUUCAAGAAAGGUCAAGUGGGUGUAGUAGAUGAGAAUUCAGAAAGGCACAGAACAAAAGCUGUGUUCUGUAGGUUUCUGUGGUGUCAGAGAUUGAGGAGACUCCUGACAUCUCUCCUUGCAGUUGGUGCUAAAGCGAGUGCUGAAGGCAGUUUGGCCAGGUGUGCUCAGCAGCUGUGCUAAGGCAGACUGGCAGGUAGGGAUUGAAGCAAUUGAUUUACCAGGAAAUAUGUGGAAGAACAAAAGGAGUGUGACUUGACCAAUAGUUUGUGUGUAGGGAGUGUAAUAAUUCUGUGCAAACUCCGCAUUCCUGGAGAUUAAGUGGCGUUGGCAGAAGGAGAUAUUUUUAACUGUCCUGAGUGAAGCUUUUAACUACCCGCAGUGGACACAGAGGAGCGCCCUUUUCCUUUCAGCAGGCAGAUUUCUGUGUAUUUAAACACUGGCAUUCUCUCUCCUUGUAGGCUUCUCCUCCCCAGGCAAAACAAGCUCACUGAAUCCAGGCUUUCCCCACAGGACAUAUUUUCUAAAUCUUCUCUAGACUGACUUAUCUAUUUGCCAUAAAAUUGUUAAGAUCCAAGUAGUUGUUUUCAGUUUGUGUAUUUAAUUUGGAAGAAAGAUUUAUGUGUCCCAAAGCAUGUCUAUUAUUUCCAGCUAUUUCAAUUGCUCUAAUGAAAGAUAUUACCUCAUCUCACAAACCUUUAUCUCAUUUAGGAGCUUACAUCAUCACAAAUAGAGCAGCACUGCUUUUACUGCUGGUGUGACAGACUCCAUGUCCUGUCCUCUUGGUGCUUCCUGUCAUUCCCAGUUUGUGCCUCUUUGUGUCUGGUUUAUCCUGCAUUCUUGUGUGUGUUUCUGUCCCCAUGUGCUGAGUUUUGAAGCUGAGGAGAUGACUCUGUCAAGCUCCUUUCUUACCAUUCUUCUGCAAUAGGAGCUGUGGAUGGAACACCGAGCUGAGGAGCCGAACAUUUUAUUGAAGGCCUGUGUGUAGACCCUAAUGAAUGAAUGAAUGAAUGAAUGAAGAAUGAAAAUGCUCCCUGGAGUGGGUGUGUUUGGAACUGGUAGUGCUGCCCGGGUCCUGGUACCCUUGCUGAGGGCAGAAGGCUUCUCCAUUGAAGCUCUUUGGGGGAAGACUGAAGAGGAGGCCAAGCAGCUGGCAGAGGAAAUGAACAUCUCCUUCUACACGAGUCGCACUGACGAUGUCUUGCUGCAUCAGGACGUAGAUUUGGUUUGCAUCAACAUCCCUCCACCACUGACUCGGCAGAUUGCUGUGAAGGCUCUAGGAAUAGGGAAGAACGUGCUGUGUGAGAAAGCUGCUACCUCUGUGGAUGCCUUCAGGAUGGUCACAGCUGCCAGGUAUUACCCCAAGCUGAUGAGCAUCGUUGGCAACGUGCUGCGUUUCCUGCCCGCCUUUGUGAAGAUGAAGCAGCUGAUCGAGGAGCACUACGUGGGCAAAGUCAUCAUCUGCGACGUGCGAGUCUACGGGGGCAGCCUGCUCAGCCACCAGUACAACUGGAUCUGUGACGAGCUCAUGGGAGGGGGUGGCCUGCACACCAUGGGCACCUACAUCAUCGACCUCCUGACUCACCUCACCAGCAGGAGAGCCGAGAAGGUCCACGGUUUGCUCAAGACUUUUGUGAAGCAGAACACGGCCAUCAGCGGGAUCCGCCACGUCACCAGCGAUGACUUCUGCGUUUUCCAGAUGCUCAUGAGGGACGGCGUCUGUUGCACUGUGACUCUCAACUUCAACAUGCCCGGGUCCUUCAUCCACGAGGUCAUGAUUGUGGGCUCCGCUGGCCGCCUCAUAGCUCGUGGGACAGACUUGUACGGGCAGAAGAACACCGCGCUCCAGGAAGAGCUGCUCUUCACGGACUCUCUGCCUGUCAACAAGGGCCUUUUGGAUAAGGGCUUCAAGGACAUCCCACUGCUCUACCUGAAAGGAAUGGUGUACAUGGUGCAAGCCCUGAGGCAGUCUUUCCAAGACCAGGAAGACCGUCGGACGUGGGAUCAGGUACCUGUGUCCAUGGCAGCCUCUUUUGAAGAUGGCCUGUACAUGCAGAGUGUGGUAGAGGCCAUCAAGAAAUCCAGUAGGUCAGGUGAGUGGGAGACUGUGGAGGUGAUGACUGAGGAACCAGAUGCCAACCAAAACCUCUGUGAGGCACUUCAAAGAAAUAACUUAUGAACAUUCCUACCUUGGAAAAUACUACUUCUGGCUGUAAUGUAAAAAAGCCCAGUUUUUAAGAUAUGUAGAUUCUUAUUUAAUAGCCUGAGUUUCUUGAUUUUUUUAAACAUGUAAAAUAUGUUCUCAUAGGAACAGUUCUGGUUUAAAUUGUUUGAAGAGUUUUAAAUGUUUCUGUUUUUUGCAAACAUUUAAUUUUUGUCUUGGAGACUGGUAGGAAAACUUGAAUUGCCCUUUGCACUUGCAGUAGCUGAAGUGAAUUGUAGGAUCUCUGCCAUUGCAUGGCUUGGAAAUGGGACACAACCCCUGUUGCACAGGCUGCUGAUUUAACCAUGAGAACAUGUAGAACAAGAUCAGGGAGUAUCUGUUGUUCAGAUGCCUUUUUCCUCUCUCUUGGAGACUGAUUUAUGUUUUAAUCCUCAGUUUGUAAAAUUUUAUAAAGAGUUCAGUGAUGUAACAAGUCUCUGAACUCCUAUAGGACAAAAAGUAGAAGGAACGGAUUAAAGUUAGUAACAUAAAGAUCAGCCUUUUGGCUUCCUGUAUGUGGUGAAUGUCUUUCAAAUUCAUUCAAACUGAUGUUUUUUUUAAAUGAUACUAUAAUUCUCUGUUGUUGGUGUCUUGGCAGGAAAAUAUUCAGGAAGUCUGUGAUGCAUUGAGCUAUUCUUCCAUAUCUGUAGACAUUAUUCCUUCUACUCAAGAGGCUGCCUGCAUCCAGCAGCUGUUUUUCCAUAAGCUCUGUGCUUAUGUCAGUUGUGUUUACUGCCUGGCAGCACCAGUGCCGUGCCUGUGGGGCCACGUUCUCAUUUCUGUGACUGUUACUAAAUAAAUGCCUCCCUGGGUCACGGGAUUGCCACAGUGUCGUGGGUAACAAAGUUGUACAGCAUGAACCUUUCAGGGACCUGAAAGUGGAAGGAAGGAGGUAUUUCCUACCUCUUGCAGCUCUCUUAAUGUGCUGGCUGGGUAACUGUCACACUACACACAUCCUGAUCGUUGAGAGAACAGAGACUGAACUGCCAUGGGUAAAUGUGCUCUUGAUCUCAAACACUGGCUAUUAACCCUCUGGGCCAGCCCAUCUUCAUGUUCUCCUGCAGCUGGUGUCCAGUGGAGAGAUUUCUUGGCAGAUGAUGGGGUGGAAGUUCAUUCCUUUUGAGAAAUGUUUCUCUCUGAGGCAGGUAUCUGGAAAGGAUAGUCUAAUUUUACUACAUUUGUUUUGUGUACUUGAAAGCUUUUUUUUUAAAUGUAUUUCCCACUAAAUUGUAACCCUGUGUAUUUAUGUAUAUUAACAUGCACGAUGCUGUUCCAUAAGCUGGAUCUUCCUGAAAAGUAUCAUGUUUUUUACAGAAAUAAAAAGUUGUGUUUGUUGAGGGAA